Molecule: messenger RNA, 834 nt
Organism: Rhinichthys klamathensis goyatoka
Lineage: Eukaryota; Metazoa; Chordata; Actinopteri; Cypriniformes; Leuciscidae
Product: troponin I, fast skeletal muscle-like
Exons: 7
Coding region: 120-647 (175 amino acids)
Biological process (GO): muscle contraction
Cellular component (GO): troponin complex
Source: RefSeq, a predicted model, not a curated record
UAUACCGUCCUUAAGUGUAGUCCUGCUGCUAGUGGUCUGCUUCCUUCAGACAUUCUUCUUUCAGGGCUGAGCCGCUGCUUAACUUUCUCAUACAGGGGUGAAGAAAACAAGGGGCCAACAUGUCUGACAAAAAGAUGACAUCGAGCCGCAGGCACCAUCUCAAGAGUUUGUUGCUUAGCAUUGCAAAGGGCCUUAUGGAUAAAGAAGCCGCUCAAGUAAUUGUAGAUAGGGAGAAUUACAUGGCAGAAACCUGCCCUCCUCUGUCCAUGCCCUCAUCUACAGCGGAACUGCAGGAACUGUGCAAGAAACUUCACCAUCAGAUCGACACGGUUGAUGAGGAGAGAUAUGACUUGCAGAGCAAAGUGGGCAAGGCAGAUAAAGAGAUUGAAGAUCUGAAGAUCAAGGUGGUCGACCUCAUUGGCAAGUUCAAGAAACCAGCGUUGAAGAAAGUGCGCAUGUCUGCCGAUCAGAUGCUUGGGGCUCUUCUGGGCUCCAAACACAAGGUGUCUCUGGAUCUGAGAGCCAACCUGAAACAAGUCAAGAAGGAGGUCAAAGAGGAGACUUCAGAUGUCGGCGACUGGCGUAAGAACGUUGAGGACAAGGCCGGUAUGGGCGGCAGGAAGAAGAUGUUUGAGGGCGAGGCCUAAAUUCCUAGACAUUUCUUUGUUUAAUUAUUUUAGGAAUUUGUCAGUGCUAUGCAAUCAUUUAUCUUUUUUUUGCCAUAGUUUCAAUGCCUCAAAUCAGCAUUUGUUUCAUGUAGUAUGUAUAUGUCCUGAAAGAGAAUUGUGUAUCAUCGCUGAGCCACGACCAUUAAAUGAAUGCUUUGGAGGAAAA